Molecule: messenger RNA, 2856 nt
Organism: Theileria orientalis strain Shintoku
Lineage: Eukaryota; Apicomplexa; Aconoidasida; Piroplasmida; Theileriidae
Exons: 4
Coding region: 1-2856 (951 amino acids)
Biological process (GO): peptidyl-lysine monomethylation
Molecular function (GO): protein-lysine N-methyltransferase activity
Source: RefSeq, a predicted model, not a curated record
AUGAUUGUGAGAAGGAUCCAUUUGCUUGUUCAAAUCGUCAGUUUAGGAUUGGUGAUAAAUGUAAGCAAAUUUUCACUAAAUAUAGCAGUUUGUUUUAAAAAUUAUAGCUUUGUUAAUAAAUAUAACAAAAGUAGUAUAAGUUUGUGUGAAUACACGUCUUCCUAUGAUUUUAGCAACAAAAUUAGAGAUUACACACUAUAUUCUAAUUUCACCGAAAGAAAUCAUGGAUUUCAUCAAAAAUGUACAGUAUACAAAAAAGAUUAUAUUGUAGAGAGAAUAAAGCAUUUGUUUUCACAACUAGGUCACAUCAAUAGCUCCAUUGAGUUUGGAAGUAUACCUAGGCUGGAUUAUAACAGAGAUUCCAUAGUUCAAACAUAUGAACUGUCUAGAGAAAUCGAUUCUAGAGUCCAUAAAAACGACUAUUCGGACUUAAGCGGUGAAUAUUUCUUGAGAUUCCAAGGAGAUGACGAAGAUGAGUUGGCGGUGAUGUGUAGAUCCAAUAUUGAUAAGGGAGUUGAGUUAAUUAGGGUACCCUUAGACAUGUGUUAUUCAGUAGACUCGUGUGUUGCCUCAUUAUUGGAAGGUAUUAAACUGACGGAUGCUGGUUCCAUGACUAUGAAACAUGAAAAUGUCUUGCACAUUAAGAGGCUUCAGGAAUUAUCGACAGGUGUGUUGGCAAAAAGUCAAAGCAUUUCCACAUUUUUUGACAAUUUGUCUGCAAAUGGGAAAGAAGUAGAGGCUGAAUCGUUUGAAACUCGUCUGGAUGAGUACAUUAACUAUAAAAGACUGUUGGUGCUCAGGUCACUGGUGUUGGCUGACCAUAUACUAUCGGUGGAUAACGUGCUCAUCAAAGUUUUAGAUAAUCCUUACAUGAAAUAUCACACUAUAAAUGGCAGAGAAAAGGAGUUGUUCUUGCUGACAUUUGCACUCGCGUCAGAAUACUAUUUGAAAGUAGUAUCCUCAGUAAUUAAGUAUAUGAAGGAUGGUAGGGACUAUGAAGAGCCGGAUGGCGAGAAGGUUAGGACGUUGUGGCUACACCACUUGUAUAACAAGGAUGUUAGCCACAAUCCCAUGAUGUUUGACAGAGAAGCAGUGGAGCAGAUCCAGGAAAGGAUACUUGAGUAUAAGAUAUCGCAGAGGAAGAUGGUGUUGAAGGACAUGAUGGGACUGUUUAGUGACCCAGUAAACGUGAUCAGAGAAAGGUUGGAACACAUAGCACAGUCACGUUCAAUGAUGGAGGAUAGAUCGGAUGGGUUAUACUACACAGCAAAGGUGGAUUUGAAGACCAAUGUGGAAGACGUGUUAGAAAAAAUGGAACUGGAGCUAAACGAAAGGGAAAUGAAGCAUAGUAUGUUUUCAAAUAGUAUAUUUUCAGUCGGCGCUGGUGAAUUGUCCUAUAUACUUGGUAAGACUAGUAUGGCUGAUGGCCGUUCUGGCCUUGACCCGGAUCAUGAGGAGAAAAGACGGUGUGUAGACUUUUUCAAUGACUACAUUUUGAAUAGCCAAUCAGCUGAUAACAUAAUGAAAAGGCCAGUGGAAUCGUUAAUUUCGUCAUUGAAUUCGAUUGUGGACACUAGCUCAAUUAGUAAAUUCUUUUGUACAAUAGUAUCGCAUGCCUUAAGGCCAGGGGAGCGUGAAACGGACGUUAUGGAAGCGUCAUACAUGGCAGAUUCAGCACCCGGCAUACAAUGUAAACCAGAAGAUAGUAUUGUUGACAGUAAAGUUGUUGGUGACGGUAACGGUAGCAAGAGGUGUGGCAGAGCAUAUAUAGUUCCACUUAUUGACUUGUGCAACCACGGUGGAUCGAAGGCGAACUCACAGAUCUCAGUGAGCAUGUCUAGUGAGAAGCCAUCAUUUGUUUUAUCAAGUACCAGUGGCAUUGGCCCCGGAGAUGAGAUUUUAAUCAACUACGGCGACUUUGAUAACAACGUGUGUUUUUUGGACUAUGGAUUCGUGUCAGGUGACGAGGUCAACAACCACGUACUGAUGGAGAUUGAGGCAGAUACUAUAAAGGACGCUGCGAAGAUGCAUAACGCUCAGACGCUGCUGCCGUCACUGUUCCCAGAGGGCAUUCCGAGGGAGAAAGUCGACUUAAUAAAGUCGCUGAACCUGGUCGAAAUCAAUGACAAGGGGGACCUCGGAGUUGUCUAUAAAAACCCGUACUUUGAGGGGCUGCCAGUGGCCAAAUACAUGGAAUUUAAUCAGAGGUUUAUGUCAAACGCACCGGUGGCAGACGAGUCAAACAUGUACUACACAGCCAACUCUAAUCAGGACAGGACGAGGUUUGUGGACAGGCCCGUAUCAGUGGACGAUGGCGACUACUCACACUCAACUGUGAAUCCACUGAUAAGGGUGGACGCAAACGGCAUUCCAGAGAGCAGGCUGAUACUGUUUUUGAAGAUACUUCUCUGUAAGACGAGGAAGAAACUGGAUUGGAUGAGGACCCAGGGCUCGGAAAGGCUGUCCAGAUCCAUAAACUCGCCCAUUGAUCACAAGGCGUUUGAAAUGGCCUCGACCGUGGCUCUGAUGCAAAUUAGCGACAAGUACAGUCACUCACUAUUCGAGGACUACAAAAGGGCACUAAGUAACCGCAUGGGCGGUUUUUCAAGUGCACACAGCGUUGGUACUGUCGGUCGUACAAUUAAACCUGCUAGUGCAACUCGUACUAAGUUUAAGGACCUUAAGAGGACGGGGCGCGGAUUGGAAAACGCCCUGGUGCUCGCACACUCAAUGCGGCGGAAGAUUCCGAUUUACAAGUGCUCGGCCUUCUACUCAGGGAUUGCAAAGCAGAAGCACUGUGGAGAAUCACAACAGUACCAAUGCCAAUGGCGGUCCUUCGGAAUUGAGUUCGAUUAG